AUGGCUCAAGCUUUAUUUGAUGAAGAUGCGGGAGAAUCACCUUUUACAAUUCCUGGAUCUUCAUCCGAGUUAGAGCGUGAAUUGGAUCCCAACUAUUCAGAUUUCGACGACGAUACAUCGGACGAUACAUCGUCCGAUACUAUACCAGAUUGGCUGCCUCAGUAUAUAACUGAGUUUCUUGAGCUGCUUCAAGCCACCUUGAACUCAGCCCAGUUGCCCAAAUCGUCAAAUUCAUUCGUUGAGAAAUUCAAAUACAACGUCAUAUCGUCUACUCUACUCGCGCCAUCCCUUCCUGCAUCUCAUGGCCGGCGGUCUUCACGAAACUUCUCUAUCCCAGGGAAGUUGCACCAUAGUGCGACUCCGAGUGAGGACUUUGACCGCCCAAUAUCUCCUUCUCUCUCUCCCCCUCCUAUUAAUAGUCAAGAUUUAUCAUAUGGCCCUAUCACUGUUGCAGUAGGCUUGUUUUCAAUUGCAAUGAGUAUUGGAUACUCCUUUCUCGCCUUGAUAUUUGCCAUGGUAGCAUUGUUUUUAUUGUACCACUUGACCCACACCGCCGAAACACCCAAACACGACAUGACACUUUCUUUCAAUUCCCUGGACGAACUUGUAGCAGCCAAUGAUGUGUGGGAAUCAGUAGUUCAAGAUGCAGUCGCAUUUCUAGAGAAGGAGGAGCGAACAUAUAUUCAAGGAAUAAGCGGUCCAUCUUCACCUUCUCCACUUCGCGUCGCCCUUCACUCCUGCCUGCAAACAACUCACUCCCAAUGCGACAAUAUUCGCCAACUUUUUUCUGCUUUGACAUCUCCCACGAACCUUUCACAAAUUUCCGAAAUGUAUGCCCCACCUUCUCCCACUAAGUCGGCUUUUAAUCUCGACAACGCGCGCUCCUUUGUUUUCCCAUCCCCCAAUCGGCAGUCUAUCUCAUCGCGAGAGCCAACCACCCCGUACAAUAAAAGAUCAACAUGGAAUGGUUCAUACGCCAGUCUAGGUUACACCGCCAGCCCUACAAGCCUUGUUACCCGAAGGCGGGAUAGGCACAAGUUAAACCUCUCCGAUGUAUUCCAGGCUGGCUCAAGUAGUGCUCCUUCCACUCCUCUUCCCCCAACACCUCCCAAUAAUCUGACCCAAGUUCCGGAGCAUUCUCCCCUGGAAGGUCUCCCUUCGUCAAGUACAUCCUAUUUCUCGCCUUCUCCUUCCUCCAACUUUGGUUCUGCUGCAUUAGAUCUUCAGCGGAGACGAAGAAGUGGAGGAAUUGAAGCAUUUGGAGAACCUCCUGCGGCCUAUUUUCUGCCAGAUGUCAAAAGUCCCCGCAGUACCCGAAGCAACAUGUUCCCAUCAACCAUAUCUUCAUCAUCAAAGUUCACUAAUCCUCAGAGUGCACGUCAUCCCCUUUCCUACUCUGCUUUGACGUACACCCUUCAAGGGGCUCUUUCCGCGAAGCGAUAUACUUGUUCGCAUUUGCUCGCCCUGCGGUUUGAAGAUGAUGAAGACGAAGGAUAUUGGGAAGAUGUCAGAAGCGUCAUCGGCCUUCUAACCAGCUCUCUUACGGAUGGAUAUUCCAGACUCUCUGCCGCUCUUGAAGAAGUCGAACAAAGAAACCUUGCGGAGCAGAAUCCAACGCCAGACACGAGCACGACGACGUUCAACCUCUCGGAACCCUCGGACAUCAAAUUUUCGCAGGCGGUUGACUUGAACGGCGAAAUAAAACGACGAAAGCAUCAGAGCAGAAUAUCAUUCGCGCCGAUGCCUAGCCACAUAUCGCGUUUUGCGACCCAUGUCGCGGCGAUCAGUGCCGCGCUCGACGAUGCACGUGAAAAUUUGGAGCAAUGCGUAGAUGCACUGAAAGCGGGGCCUGUGCCAGGACCAUCAAAAAGUCCACGACACUCGCGGUCACCAUCGGCGAUGGCAUCGUUACCGACAGACGAGGACCAAGACGCAGAGUCAAAAGAUCCACCUGCUCUACAGGCAUACGAGCGACUACGGCGCGAGCUUGGGAUGGCUUUACGGGAGUGCGAACGGGGGCGGGAACGUCUUCUGGAACUUGUUAAUCCUGUCACCCAAAGCGACGACGAAGAUGAGGAAGAGUUUGAUGAUCUUCCUGGACUAGGACAUGAUGGGAGCGACGACUCGGAUAAACCUGAUGCAAACUCUCCAUCUUCAGGGGAUGAGGAUGACUUGCAGACAAAUGCAGCACGGUUUCAACACCCAACGGUUGUAGCAGCUGGCGAGGAUCCUACAGAAGCGGAUGAUGCUACAUCGCAUCUACUGCUAGCAACAUCAACUAAGCAUCUACCUAUGCCAGGCAUCGAAGAGGUUUUUGAGGCUGAUACGGGUGGCAAAGUUGGGUUCACUAGGGAAAGGACCAAAAUGUCGAGGGAGGAACGGAUCAAGCUUGCAAAGGCGCGGAGAGAAAGUGGGAUGGGACUCGCUAUUGGCGGGGGCCAACACAUAAAUGGAGAGGAAGGAGGAGAGAAGAUGACCAAGGAGUUGUGUGGUCAUGGGAGUGAGGUCGUCCAGGAACUGAAGGAUGUGAUAUGGAAGGUUGGAGAGAGGAAGCGGAAGUUGGCGGCCAAUCCAGAAGCAACUUUGUCGCCACCUGCAGCCACGCCCAUGGAAAUCCUCGAGAGCCUGUAA
Messenger RNA from Psilocybe cubensis, 2631 nucleotides. RefSeq lists its product as uncharacterized. The transcript has 5 exons. The record is from RefSeq and is a predicted model, not a curated record. NCBI's taxonomy places the organism in Eukaryota, Fungi, Basidiomycota, Agaricomycetes, Agaricales, Agrocybaceae. Bases 1 to 2631 code for a protein of 876 amino acids.